GGCACUCGCCGUCCCGGGCAUCCCCACCGACAACCCCUGCGAUCCACCGGCCACCGCGCCGUGGGCACGUCGCUGCCUCCGGGCCCCGCCCGGAAGUUUUGCGUGCACAAAAUCGAGAAGCGGAAAAACAAACGGUUUUGCUAUUUUACAGUCGACUGUUUUUCAAUUCGUUGUCAUUCAAUUUCUUGUCCGUCUGAUCUCGCACUAAGAUUCACGCUGAGAACUCUGAUUUUCAGGCGUGGGUUUCUUUGUAGGGUGCGUUAUUAUUUUGGGCUAGCCCGUUAGCGCCCUCGGGGUCUCUCGGUUCCUUUUCAUUUCCCCCCAAUUUUUCCCUAUUUCAUUUUAGGUGGCAUUGUUUCGAUGAGGCAGAGGGGCAGAGAGGAGGCGCUUGAGCGGCGGAGGACAGGAGGCCAUUCCGUCGGGUUCAUGGCGUUUCCGAGCCGCCUCUCUGCUCGAAUUUGAUUUUCCCUUUGAUUCUCGUCUCCCCCGGUCAAGCGUGGUGAAGGCCUGAAGGGGGUGAAGAAGUGGUGAAACUGGUGAAGGGGGUCAAGAAUUGGUGAAUGGCAGCUGUUCGCAGUAGCACACACACUUUUUCGUGAUGGAGGAUUCGGUGGGCGAGGCGGAGAGGAGGGAGCAGGAGGCGCAGGGGAAGAAGCGCGGACGAGAGGAAGAGCAGGAGGCCGGCGCUGGUCGUGCGGUGGAGGGGAAGGCAGAGGUGGCGGUGGCUGAGGAGGGCGGGUUUCUCAGCAGCAUGGCGUCCAAGAUCGGCGUGGCCAUGUCGGGUGCUACUAACGGCGGCGGCGGCGGCGCUGAGGACACCGGCGAAGGCAAUGGCAACGGCAACGGGAACGCGCUUGCUGUCUCUGACGGCGACGGGGAGAAGGCGGCCGGCAAUGGCAUCUUCCACAAGCUGCUGUCCAGCUCGUCUCCUUCCCCGCCGGCCGCUGAGGAAGAGAGAAGGGAAGGGAAAGACGAGGACGAAGGCGGCGAGCAGGCCGGGAUACUGAGCGCCAUGGCUUCCAAGAUCGGCAUGGCCAUGUCCGGCAAUGGAACCCACGGCGGCAGCGGGGAAGAUGUUGAUCACAGUAACGGUGAGGGCGAGGGCAAGGAGAAGGAGAUGGGAGGCGACGAGCCGAGCUCCAACGGCGGUGGGCUCGUUAAGCAGAUCAUGUCCAACCUCCCCACUUCAGACACUCGGGGGCCCGAUGCUGAGGAGGCCUCCCUGCUCAUCUCCAUCAUCGACGACUAGACUAGCAGGAGAUAGAUUUGGCACUUGUUAUUUCUGGGUGUAGUUUUACAUCGCCCAGCGUGCCCUCUUUCUUGAUGCUCAUGUUGUAACACAUGUUUGCACCUUGAUAAGUGUACUGGCCUGUAAUCGCAUUGACUGAGAACUGGUCCUCCUCGCUUAUUAUACUUGCUA
This is a messenger RNA of Triticum dicoccoides, 1420 nucleotides long. RefSeq names its product hyphally regulated cell wall protein 3-like. The coding region runs from base 599 to 1249 and encodes 216 amino acids. The transcript is spliced from 5 exons. The record is from RefSeq and is a predicted model, not a curated record. Lineage: Eukaryota; Viridiplantae; Streptophyta; Magnoliopsida; Poales; Poaceae.